Molecule: messenger RNA, 1295 nt
Organism: Brassica napus (rape)
Lineage: Eukaryota; Viridiplantae; Streptophyta; Magnoliopsida; Brassicales; Brassicaceae
Exons: 2
Coding region: 270-629 (119 amino acids)
Source: RefSeq, a predicted model, not a curated record
UUUCUUACAUGAGAAGUCACUUCUGCAUCUAUACUUACUUAUCAUGUCCUCUCAAUGUUAAGCUAAUAAUAAGUCAACAAUCUUCCUUUAUGUCACCAAACUUUUCAUUGACAUCUGGUCAAUUGACUAAAUUUGCCAAAUAUAAGAUGAAAAUAGACCUAUUUGCCCUUUUGAUGAACCACCUUCAUGUUGUUGAAUAGUAUCAGAGGGAACAAGAUUUUAAGCAGCUACAGUUCUAUUGACGUCAAGAUUCCUAAAUAUGCCGAGUGAUGGAAGAAGAUUGUGGUGCGUUUGUAGCAGACUGUGUUGUCCUGUCGUGCUGCUGCCAGUGCCUUGUGUUGCAAGUUACUGGGUUUGUGUUCUUCAAGAUUCCUCUUAAACUUGUUCAGAAGGUGAAGAAGUUUGUGAAGAGAAGAUGUGGAAAGACCUUGCAACCAAGUAUGGAGGAGGAUGUUGUCAAAGAGGAGCAUUUGUGUGGUAAUGGGUUUGGCUUUGAAGAAAGCUCGUCAAGAUUUAAUUGCAUUGAAGACAUUGAAGGAAUGUUGCAAGAACUAUCGAUGAACAAGGAGUUUGUGUUUGGAAGCUUCUGGCGCCAUGAAGAUUCUUCUGACAUUCUAGAUGUCAAAUAGCGAAAAAAAAAACAGAGAUUAAUACUCAUCUUCUUUGCUUUAAAUUCAUGUUAGUGUUAUUGAUCACGAAUAAAGAAGCUUAAGGAGACAGAUUCAAACCUCUCUCUUGAAAGACAAGGAGAAGAGAUAGUAGGUAGCUAAGACAAGGCUGUAAUAUUGUAGAACUUUCUUAACUCAUGUACAAUCUUCCACUGUUUUCCAAUAUAAUUGGAGGAAGUCAAUAUCAUUUUGUCACUUGUCAAGGUUCUUGCAGAUGAGAUCUCAUGACCGAUCUCUUCAUAGCCAAUAUUCUAGCUGUGAAACCAACCAAUGCAGGCCUUACUCAUAUACAGAGGCGGUCCUGAGCAUAACGAAGUGAAACAUUGGACUAAGACUCCAAUUUUCUAAAAAACAAUUUACACUAGAAAAACCCUCCAAAUUUGUUAAUUUUUUUUUUUAUUAAAACCUUAGUAAAAUGUUUAUGGCACCCAACAUUUCAAGAACCCCCUGCUUAUAUAAGUCUCACCAAUUUUUAACAACCCAUGGUCAUUGCACUGAUCCCCGCAGCUAUAUGCAAGAGCUUCAAGAAACACAAUAUACUUCAUCAUGUCACAUACUCUAUGGGAAAAUGACAUAUGCAUCAUUGACUUCAUCAUCGACUUCGUCAAGGCAAAGCAAAAUUAUUAA